Molecule: messenger RNA, 2039 nt
Organism: Solanum dulcamara
Lineage: Eukaryota; Viridiplantae; Streptophyta; Magnoliopsida; Solanales; Solanaceae
Product: zinc finger CCCH domain-containing protein 49-like
Exons: 5
Coding region: 220-1659 (479 amino acids)
Cellular component (GO): Prp19 complex; U2-type catalytic step 1 spliceosome; U2-type catalytic step 2 spliceosome
Molecular function (GO): pre-mRNA binding; U6 snRNA binding; metal ion binding
Source: RefSeq, a predicted model, not a curated record
CUUCUUAUCUCUCUUCGUCCCGGCUGAACUGGGCUAUUUGCCUCGCUCUCGUUCAUCGGAAGGUUCUUCUCUCCGCCGCCGACAACCUCCGUAUCCGCCUUCUUUAGAGCUCUCUCUCUCUCUCUCUCUCUCUAUAUAUAUAUAUAUAUAUAAGAUUUUACCAUUACAGCAACUUUCACUACCUUAAAUUGCUUUAAUCAGAUUGAAGUUUAGAAAUCGAUGGCGCAUAGGUUGCUGAGAGAUGCUGAAGCUGAUGGAUGGGAACGAUCUGAUUUCCCUAUUAUAUGCGAGUCGUGUCUCGGUGAUAGUCCAUAUGUGCGAAUGACAAAAGCAGAUUAUGACAAGGAGUGCAAGAUCUGCACGCGACCCUUCACAGUGUUCAGGUGGAGGCCUGGUCGGGAUGCGAGAUACAAAAAGUCUGAGAUCUGUCAGACCUGCAGCAAAUUGAAGAAUGUUUGUCAAGUUUGCCUGUUAGAUCUUGAAUAUGGUUUGCCAGUUCAGGUCAGAGACACUGCUCUCAGUAUCAACUCAAAUGAUGCCAUCCCAAAGAGUGACGUAAAUAGAGAAUAUUUUGCAGAGGAGCAUGACCGCAGGGCAAGAGCUGGUAUUGAUUAUGAAUCUUCAUAUGGGAAAGUCCGUGCAAAUGAUACUAUCAUGAAGCUUCAAAGAACAACUCCAUACUACAAGAGAAAUCGGGCACAUGUUUGCAGUUUCUAUAUACGUGGUCAAUGUACAAGAGGUUUGGAGUGUCCUUACCGGCAUGAGAUGCCUGAAACAGGGGAGUUGUCACAGCAAAAUAUCAAAGACCGUUACUAUGGAGUCAAUGAUCCAGUGGCUUUAAAGCUACUUAAUAAAGCAGGUGAAAUGCCUUCAUUGGAGCCCCCUGAUGACGAGAGCAUUAGAACCCUCUAUGUGGGUGGUGUUGAUGCAAGAAUCACUGAGCAGGACCUUAGGGACCAUUUUUAUGCACAUGGUGAAAUUGAGUCCAUUAAAAUGGUGGUCCAGCGUGGUUGUGCUUUCGUGACUUACACGACUAGAGAAGGUGCGGUGAAGGCAGCUGAGGAACUUGCAAACAAGCUGGUGAUAAAGGGCCUGAGACUGAAGCUACUCUGGGGGAGACCUCAAGUUCCCAAGCCAGAGUCCGAGGUCUCUGAUGAAGCAAGACAGCAGGCUGCUUUGACUCACAGUGGUUUGUUGCCUAGAGCAGUCAUAUCACAGCAGCAGAAUCAACCUCUUCAGCCUCCAGGCACUCAGGACCAACCUCCAUCCAUGCCUUACUUCAACAUACCCCCGAUGCCUCAGCAAGACAGACCAUAUUAUCCAUCAAUGGAUCCACAAAGGAUGGGUGCCGUAAUUGCAUCCCAGGAAGGGUCUUCUAGUUCAACUACAGGAUCUGGUCCUGGUGAAAACAAGAGCGGUUCUGAGCAUCAACAAGGACAACGUUAUGCAUAUCCACCUGGAGGGCCACCACCUCAAGGUCAAUUUUACCCGCCUUAUUAUCAUCCACCCUAUGGGUAUAUGCAACCACCUCCUCCACCUUAUCAGCAGUAUCCUCCUCCACCUUAUCAAGCUACAGCACCCCCACCACCUAGGGGUCAGCAAGCCGCGCAUCAGCAGAUCCCUCAGCCAGCUGCAGCAGCAACCACACAGCAGCCUUAAUCUGGGCAGUUUUGUCAGGCAUCUGCAAUGGGAAGAAGAAUCAAUGUUUAAACGUGUAGCCAUUUUGAAUCAAGUGUCGAUUCUGUUUUGCCAGAUGAAAACCUUUUGUGUUAGGUUCGUCUCUACCAACCUUUCGAGUUUCGAUUUGCUACACUAUGAUCUCAUUUAAACCUUUCAUCAUUUGAGCAAAUUGCAUUUUGCCCUCGUCUUUUUCCCUUUAAAAAAAGUUCCCCGCGGUUUUAUGAAUUUUACAUUUGUGCGUUGUGCAUGAGCACACUUGCUAAACGUUACUAUCGUUUUCUUUCUUUUUUCGUAGAGGCAUGUCAUUUGAUUUGGAAGUACACAAUCAAUGAUCAAUGAAAGUUUAUGAGUUAUGACCA